GCCCCAUGUGGGUGCUCACCUGCCUUCAAACACAAGAUUCCGUGAGGCCAAGUUUUCAUCCAGUGUUGAGAUUGUCGCGCUACAAUGCCUAGCACUAGGGGGAAAAGGCUGUCCUCACAACAAUCACGACUCAAAGCUCCCCAGAAGGGGAGUAAAUGUUGGGAGAGGUUAGUUGCUACAGAGUCUCAUCGUUGGGCUGUGAAAAUCAUACUGAUAACUUACUGGACCACACUCAACGGCAUCAUUACCACUGUUAGCUUUUGUAGCAGUUCCAGCUCCGGUCACAGUGGGUUCGAAGCGUGUGGCUCCUUGUCUCGGUGUUGCGAAUGGUCAUUUUUCCGAUUCGAUUCGGUUACAGCUCCGUCUCACGUCCGAUGGCCUAGUGCGCAAGUCAGGUUACAAAUGCAUCGUAGAAGAGGGGUAAUCAUCUUGAAAGUAACGCCUUGAAGUAUCGUGAGACAUAAAGUAGCGGUUUUUUCUAACGCCGUCUGAGGUGGCCCAGAGAGCUAUUAAGCUCGUCGAAACUGUUGUUUUCUAGUUCUUCAUUACGUACUGGGACCUUAGGCGGUGCUAGGCAAGUGUACGCAAGCUUAGAGUGGUGUACGGUAAUCUUCAGUCCAGAAAUGGGCCACCUUCAAAAUUUUGAGACCAAUUCCACCAGGUGUAUUGAGCGUUUUCACGCUAGGUCAUCG
Mytilinidion resinicola is the source of this 692-nucleotide messenger RNA. RefSeq lists its product as uncharacterized. Bases 85 to 447 code for a protein of 120 amino acids. The transcript has 4 exons. Lineage: Eukaryota; Fungi; Ascomycota; Dothideomycetes; Mytilinidiales; Mytilinidiaceae. The record is from RefSeq and is a predicted model, not a curated record.